UGUUCCCAGUGCACCAACGGGCACCUGAUGUGCGCCGGCUGCUUCAUCCACCUGCUGGCGGACGCGCGGCUGAAGGAGGAGCAGGCGACGUGCCCCAACUGCCGCUGCGAGAUCAGCAAGAGCCUGUGCUGCCGCAACCUGGCCGUGGAGAAGGCGGUCAGCGAGCUGCCCUCCGAGUGCGGCUUCUGCGCCCAGCAGUUCCCCCGCUCCCUGCUCGAGAGGCACCAGAAGGAGGAGUGCCAGGACCGGCAGUUCUCUCUCCAGGCCCUGAUGGACCAAACGAGGAAAAAGGAGAUGCAGCUCUACAACAGCAUCUUCAGCCUGCUCAGCUUCGAGAAGAUCGGGUACACAGAGGUGCAGUUCCGCCCGUACCGCACCGACGACUUCAUCACGCGGCUGUACUACGAGACGCCGCGGCUCACCGUCCUCAACCAGACCUGGGUGCUCAAGGCGCGGGUCAACGACUCGGAGAGGAACCCCAACCUGUCGUGCAAGCGCACGCUCUCCUUCCAGCUCAUCCUCAAGAGCAAGAUCAACUCCCCCAUGGAAUGCUCCUUCCUGCUCCUCGAGGGGCCCUACGACGACGUGAAGAUCAACCCCGUCAUCUACCACUUCGUCUUCAGCAACGAGAACAACGAGACCGACUACAUGGCCCUGCCCAUCGUCGACUCGGUGGAGUGCAACAAACUGCUGGCGGCCAAAAACAUCAACCUCCGGCUUUUUAUAUUCCAGAUCCAAAAAUGAGACUUGGAAAAAUUAAAAAAAAACAAAAAAAAACAAAAAAAAAAGGAAAAAGGACCCUCUCGGAUCCUUCCCUCCCUUUUCUCCCCCUUCCCCCUCUCCCUCCUUCCCCCUCUCCCGGUGGCGUUCGGUUGGGAAGCGGCGGAGAAACGGCGAGAGAGCGACAAGGAGGCGUUGGGAAAGUCGAUGGGGCGUCUUGGAACCAGCAAAAAGUGGGGGGAACCCAGUGGGAAUGGCUUGAAACCGUCAAUAAAUGGCUUGGAAGCGACAAAAAAUGGUGGGAAACCGUCAAAAAGUAGGUUGAGACCCUGAAAAAAUGGUCUAAAAGC
Molecule: messenger RNA, 1070 nt
Organism: Corapipo altera (White-ruffed manakin)
Lineage: Eukaryota; Metazoa; Chordata; Aves; Passeriformes; Pipridae
Gene: ZFTRAF1
Product: cysteine and histidine rich 1
Exons: 4
Coding region: 28-744 (238 amino acids)
Cellular component (GO): nucleus
Source: RefSeq, a predicted model, not a curated record